AAAGAGAGCGUCAUUACAAAUCUGAUGCGCGCCGUGGAGCCGCAAAUUUGUUUUUUAAAUACGUCAGUAUCCCAUACGAAAAAACAGGGUCUUGGCAUGUUUAAUCAGUAUCAUUUUUCAACGACACGAUGAAUGAGAAAGAGGUUCCUCAUGAUGGGAAUCUGUCCCAGGAUCAACAACGAGCUUCUCUGGACAGGGAGUCUUUAACUGAUCUUGAAAAGAAUGCGCCUGCAGAUGGUGCCCCUGAUGAUCAGAAUGCGAAUCUUAGUGAUCAAACUACUGAAGCUGGUAACUUGACCACCGACUGCGAAUCCUUCGAAGUUUCGUGGGACGGCGACAAAGAUCCUUUAUGUCCACGAAGUAUGUCGACGUUGCGAAAAUGGAUGAUUGUUUCAAUCGCCUGCAUGGGAAGUCUCUGCGUGACAUGCGCAAGUUCAAUCUACACAGCUACCUACACCCAAAUGAACGCCGAAUUCCACUGCUCCCAAAUCGUCGCCACCCUCGGCCUCUCAACCUUCGUCCUAGGAAUCGCACUCGGCCCAGUCUUAACCAGCCCGUUGAGCGAGUACUACGGCCGACGACCAAUCUACCUCGUCUCAUGGGCCAUGUUCAUAAUCUGGACUAUUCCCUCCGCCGUAGCGCAAAACAUCGAGACCAUGAUCAUCGCGCGUUUCUUCACAGGCUUUGCUGGGAGUUCGUUCCUCAGCGUUGCAGGCGGAACGGCAGGUGAUGUUUUCGAACGGCAUGAGAUUCAGAAGCCUAUGAGUUUGGUAUCAUUGGCGCCGUUUAUCGGACCGGCUAUUGGGCCGUUGAUUGGAGGGUUUAUUAAUUAUAAUACGCAUUGGAGGUGGACGUAUUAUGUUAUGUUGAUUUGGGCUGCGUUCGUCAUGGUGGCUAUUGUGGUCUUUGCGCCUGAGACGUUUCAUCCGAUUUUGUUGAGGGAGAAGGCGAGAAUGUUGAGAAAAGAGACUGGGAAUGAGGCGUAUAGAGCGCCGAUGGAGCUUACAAAGAAGCCAAUCCUCGAAACGCUCAAGCUGUCAGUCCUUCGACCAUUUCAGCUGCUCUUCUUGGAGCCCAUGUGCCUCUGCUUGGAUCUCUACUCUGCUAUCCUUCUCGGUAUUCUGUAUCUAUUCUUCGGCGCAUUUCCUCUCAUCUUCCGAACGAACCACGGUAUGAGUCUUUGGCAAACUGGCAUGACGUUCUUGGGAAUUCUGGUCGGAUUUGUUAUUGCAACGGCUACGACUCCUUUCUGGGCCAGACUCCGACUUCGAUGGUUGGCGGAGCAGGAGAAGGAGACUGGUAAGGCUAUCAGUGAGCCCGAGUACAGAUUACCUCCUUGUAUUCUUGGAGCUAUUCUUAUUCCUAUUGGGUUGUUUUGGUUUGCUUGGACGACGUACUCUAGCAUUCAUUGGAUUGUGCCUAUCAUUGGAUCCGGAGUUUUUGGAUGCGGCAUGAUGCUCGUCUUCACUGGUAUCUUCACUUUCUUGGUCGACGCUUAUCCUCAGUACGCCGCUUCUGCCAUGGCAGCCAACAGCUUUGCCCGAUGCUCUUUCGCAGCGGCAUUCCCACUAUUUGGCAUCCAGAUGUACGAGACGCUUGGUUAUCAGUGGGCUUCUAGUCUUCUUGCUUUCUUGACGGUCGCCAUGGCGCCGUUCCCUUAUCUGUUCUUCAGAUAUGGCAAGAAGCUGCGAGCCAAGAGCAAAUUUGCUUCAAAGAUCUAAAAGUACGACAGAAAAAUAUUUGGUGAUGAGAUACAUAAUUGGGCCAGCCGAAAGUUGGCUGCAUCACUUGAGUUGGGGGUGCGUUAGAUGACGUUCAAGAGAAAAGCAUUAUAGAGAAGCGACACAUAGAAUAGAUAGACUUCAUAACCUAUUAGAAGGAUUGUACUUUGCCAUUGUGGCUGGAAUUCCGUCUGUCUAAAAGCCUUGAGGAUCCGACAUUGGUGGAAAAGUUCCAAAGUUGCCUGGCAGCAAUGGACAUAAACCAUGCUGAAGCAGUAGAUCAACAUCAAUGGUAUCCUCAGCCCAAAAGUUGUCAAAACCGAACUGAUCUGGCGGCUGUUGGAACAGAUCAUUUGUUUCCAUCACAGCGCCAGCGACUUGAGCGUUCGUCGCGUCAGUGAAUGGACCACCGUUUUCUGCUAAGGUCUGAGAAGUUGCCCUGCUGACUUCCGUCAGAGUCGAGUCUUCGUUACGAUUACAGUUUGCGAUUCUCGACGUCACGUCAACUAUUGAGCCUGCUGAAACAGCAGAACCUUGGCCUGUGAGUCUUCGCAUGAGGUUGCCGAAGAAUCUCAUGAUCCAUAGUCCUACGGGCCAAUGCUUUGCGAGUUCGCUUAGGGCGAGGAUGCAUUGCCGUGAUUUGUUGCCGGCGAGUUGGCGUCGGAUGGGGUCCUUGCGGCAGAUGACGAGGGUGUGGAUGGAGAGGGCCCCGAAGACGGCGGGGAC
Molecule: messenger RNA, 2447 nt
Organism: Fusarium odoratissimum NRRL 54006
Lineage: Eukaryota; Fungi; Ascomycota; Sordariomycetes; Hypocreales; Nectriaceae
Exons: 4
Coding region: 129-1721 (530 amino acids)
Biological process (GO): transmembrane transport
Cellular component (GO): membrane
Molecular function (GO): transmembrane transporter activity
Source: RefSeq, a predicted model, not a curated record